Anoplophora glabripennis (Asian longhorned beetle) is the source of this 2957-nucleotide messenger RNA. RefSeq names its product sarcolemmal membrane-associated protein (gene Slmap). The transcript has 8 exons. Bases 184 to 2256 code for a protein of 690 amino acids. NCBI's taxonomy places the organism in Eukaryota, Metazoa, Arthropoda, Insecta, Coleoptera, Cerambycidae. The record is from RefSeq and is a predicted model, not a curated record. Gene Ontology annotation, molecular function: protein binding.
AUACGAAUAAAUAUCAAAUUAUCAAAGAAAAAUAUCUGGUUGUAAAAUAUUCAUAAAAUAUAAAAAGUUUAAUUCUUAUCUAAACAGAAUGUAAUCGAGUAGUGUGUAUUCUUAGCAAGUUUUUUCCCUUUAAAUGAAAAAUAUAAUUGUUGCUAUAUCUCAUUUGUUAUUGUUCUUUAGGCAAUGGUUGUUGUAAGUGCUAGUUGGAUGAAAAAUGUCGCAACUUACCCACCCCCUAUUAUUAACACUGAUAUAGUACUACCUAAUGAGAAAAGAAUGGCAAAAGCAAUUUUAAUUUGUCGUCCUAAUUCUCAUCAUUUUCAAGAACGUACACUAACUCUUGAUCAGCCUGUUAAAGUAGGCCGAUCUGUAGCUAGAGCAAAACCCACUUCAACAAAUGCCAUUUUUGAUUGCAAGGUGCUUUCGCGUCAUCAUGCUUUGCUAUGGUACGAAGAUGGAAAAUUUUAUUUGCAGGACACAAAAAGUAGUAAUGGAACAUUUGUAAAUAAUAAUAAGUUGCCAGCUGAAACUGAAAAUCACGAACUGAGUUCAGGAGACAUAGUACAGUUUGGAGUGGAUGUUGUAGAAAAUAAUAGAAAAGUAACUCAUGGGUGUAUUAUUGCAACAAUUAAACUUUAUUUACCUGACGGAAAAGAAGCCAAAGCGAGUCCUAGUAUUACAGAUAGUGGUCGUCAUGGAAUAGUACCUUUAGAUGAUUUAUAUAGAUUGAAUCAAAUAAUUCAGGAGGCAAAUCAAAGAGAACAAUACCUUGAAACUAAACUCACUGCCUUACAACAAAUUGUAGAUGAUACACGAAAGUCUACUGAAGAAAGCUGGCAAGCUUAUGUAGGAGAAGAACGUCUACUAUCUAGGGUAUCUGCAUUAGAAAACCAGUUGCAACAAGUCAACAAAAAUUGGGGUGAAGACAGACUUAGGGAAGAACUUGUUAAAUUGAGAGAAGACAAUGAAGCAUAUCAAGUAGCUGCUAAAGAAACUCUGGAAAAGUUGCAUGCUGAAAGACUUCAGGCUGUGGCUUUAGCAAUGGAACAAGAAAGGGCCAGAAUAGCUGCUGAACAAGAAACUUUUCUUGCUAAAGAACAAUUUACACAAGCUCAACUAGAAUUAGAGGAAGUUGCACAAAAAUUUGCUGCGCAGCAGAAAAAGGCUGAGGAACAACGAAUUAAAUUAGAGCAACACGAACAAGAAUUAGAAGCUAGACUUGAAAUGGAAUCAGAGAAAGUAUUAGAUUUGCAACUGAAGUUACAUGAGUUAAGUGCAGUAACAGUUCAAGAUAUCCAGACAUUACAAGAUACUGAAGGGAAACAUAAUUUGUUAUAUGAUCAUGUCAAGUCAAAGGAAGAAAUUUUGGCUGAAAACGAAUUUACCGAUGCAGUUUUAAAUAAAUCCAAUGGCAUCAAUAAUCAUAUAAGUCUAAUGGUACACCCAGUUUUAGAAGAAAACGAAUCUGAUUUAACAUCUGAUAAGAAAUGUAAAUCAGAUCCAAAUGAAUUUUGCCAAAACAAUGAUAUGCAAGAAGAUACCAAAAGACUUAGUGUCAAAAUGCCAGAUGACUCUGACAAGGAAAGCGACAUUAAUGAGCUUGAGGAUGUUUCCGAAAAUUGUAUGGAUUAUUAUGAGAAAGACAUCUAUGGUUCUGAACAUGUCGAUUCCAAAACUUUAAAAUACCAAUUUCAGUCAGCCCAAAAUGAACUAAGGAAGAAAAUCGAAUUACUAGAAUCAAUUUCAAAUGGAAACAAACAAAAAAUUGCUGAACUAGACAAGGCUUUACAUGAAGAAAAAAAUUUUUCUCAUCAGAAACUAAUUGAAAAUGAAGAUCUAAAACAAAAACUGAUCCUUUUACGACAACAAUGGAAAGAAAGUUGUAAUGAAAAUCAGCAGUAUAAAGAUAAAAUUAUGCACUUGAUAAAAGAUUUAGAAACGGCUCAAGAAAAAUUGAAGGAAGUUAAUUAUAAUGUAAAAAAACAUAAAAUUGAACAAAAUACUUUAGAUAUAUCAACCGUAUCAAAUAAUAUUGUCACAUAUGAUCAACUAAUAAAUUUAGAAGAAGAACUAGUCCUUUUAAAAGAACGAUUUGCACAAGUUAGUGAGGAAAAAGUUAAACUGCAACGUGAUUUAUUAAUGAUGACUGAAAAAUAUAAUAUGAUCUGCAAUCGUUCUUAUAAUAAAUAUUUUUUCUAUGUUGCACCACUCGUAUUUAUGGUCUUAUAUUUAUUGAUAAGCGCUGUGAUUUCCUGAUUAACAGCUGUUCUUUUACUAUUUUUUUAUUUCUUUCUAGAAUUUUUGUUAUAUAUUAUUAAUGAAGCACAGUGAUUAUUAGAGAAUAUAUGAUUAUACUACUAAAAUGUCAAAUAUAAUUAUAAAUUGAGUUUGAACAGUGUAGAAAGCAAAGUAGUUCAAUGACUUGAAAUAAAAUUUGUAAUAUUGAUUCAAUUUUAUGUCUUGUUCAUAAAGGUACUAGUAAAAAUAAUGAUAAAUAAAAUUAACAAGUUUUAUUAUUAAUCUAAACUCUAUUAAAUAAAUUUAGAAGUUUAAGGGCAAGUGCAUCUUAGAGUUGAAUUCAGUUAACAUCUAAAAUUAUCUACAUAUUUGUUAUUAUUAACAAUUUUAUUUAUAAACAUAUUUUGUAAAUAAAAUUUAAAUUAUAAUUUACGUUUUAAUGAAUAAAUUUUCAUUUUUCCAUCAACAAAUUCUCGAAUAAUUUAAUAUUCCAAAUAUUGUUUCUUAAUACAUAGUAAUAUCUCUAUAAUUAUACGCAUUCAUCUAAUUUGGCCUAAACAAACAAAAUAUCUUUUCUAUUUCUGUAUAUCUAUUUCCCCAUAUUGAUUUUCUUAAAAGUUAUCACAAAUGUAUUUUGUGAUGGACAUGUAGAAAUAUUUAUGAAAUUUAAAUUUGUCUUUAAAAACAACAUAAAUACAAUAUUAUUAACUUUAUCGUUA